AGCAACAGCAUCAACAGCACGUUAGCUGCACCUUUAGAAGAUUUAGUUGCUACGGUGCUGCUGCUAACUUGGCGCCGAAACCGUCGGAAAUUGUCAUUGUGUAAAAAAAUUGGAGUCCUUGCUUUCCUUCUUGAAUGAUCCACAUCACAACUUGAACCUCAAGAUACCUAGAAGAAGUAGUAAAAAGUUUAUUUAUCACAAAAUGGCUGGCAUGAUUGAGUUCUUGGAGCGCGUGCCGAUCUUUCGCACGCUGCAGAAGGAUGAUCUUUCUGUCAUCGCGCAGGGUAUGAAGCGGGUCAGCUUCAAAAAGGGGGAGACGGUUUUCGCGCAGGGAGAUACGGGGGAUGCCUUCUACAUCGUGGCUGUUGGACAGGCAAACGUCUGCUCGAGGCCCAGUAGCUUUAUCAAGGUACAACUAUCAAGAUCCUGUGUUUAGAGAUUUUGAUUUUUGUCCUGUGUCAAAAUGCUGAGCCAGAAGCGUAACAAGAGUAUGAGUAAAACGGACAUGAUAAAAUAAAAUAAACAAGAACUCUUCACAUCCUUGCGACAAUACUUGUGUCAAGUAGUGCGUGUACCUAGUGUACUACUGGUUGACAACCAGUAGUACACCAUGUACACGCACAUCCUGUGCGACUAGUCGUCCUACAUGACAAGAACUCACCUGAACAAUAAGAAAAAAUCUCGCUUAGGUUGGUGACUUCGUGGAGCUCCUCACGGACUUGACUUUUGCCGGAAAAAUCGUGCCGAAGGGCACAACGGCACGGGUGGACAAGUACGACGCCAGCCGGGAUUACCCAUACACCGUUAGGGUUCAAGACCCGAAGUUCGGGGGGCAGAGAGGCCGCGUUUUGCCGGACGAAAUCGAUUUGAAGGAGGGAAAACCCGAAUCCGUCCACGUGGCAAACUUGAAGCCAGGUCGGUAGUUAGAAGUCACGUGGAGUAGUUCUAGAGCUUGAUGAGCUUCGCUUUUGUAGUCUAGUAAGGAAAAUUCAUUGUCUGCAUGAGCAUGGACAUGGAAACAGUAGCAGGAGCAGCUGUAAGUUUGCAUAACAGACAAACCACGAGCACGACCUCCACCUCGUAUCAACAUGUAUUAAACCUCAACAGGCGACUACUUCGGAGAGCAAUCUCUGCUGAAGGGUAAGCCAAGAAACGCCACAAUAAAGGCAGGGGAGGAUUUGGAGUGCGGCAUGAUCGACGCCGAUUUGUUUAAGCAGCUGGAGCUCGGUUCGAAAAUCUCUUUCGCAAAGAGAAAAGCGAUCCAGACCUUUGACAGCGAGAAGAAGGAGCCCGGUGGUGAUACCAGCAAGAGCGAGGCGGAAAUGAAGCUGAUUCUGGUAAUGAAUAAGUUGAUGUUACGACGAAUUUUGUUUGAAAUAUAAUGCUGUGUUUCGUGGUCAUUUAUCAUUUGUCUCUUUGAAUUUCGGUAGUACGUACUAGAGCAGCAAGCGAAAAAUUGAAAAACGCAAAAUGAAAAUAUUAUACAGGAAGCGAUUCAGAACAACAAGAAACUGACGGAGAUUAUUGACUUCGAGGAGCAGCACCUGAACGCCAUGGUCGCUGCGGCUUGGAAAAAACAGUGCUCACCAGGUAUGUGCAAGUAUUAGUAUAUGAAAAUGAAAAUGGCAAUGGCUAUGGGAAAGAGAAGUUGUAGUUGAUUUUUGCGACUACAACAAUAAUAAUCAAGCAAGGUGUAGUACCUGCACGCGGAAGAUCUGGAUCACGAACUCAGAUCUGUUUCGCUACGGGCAAAUUUCAUGAUCCCAUAAUUUGUUCAGGUGACGUGAUCAUCUCCCAGGGCGAUAUUCAGGCGGAGGAGUUUUACGUGGUGAACGGGGGCGAAUUUGAAGUGAGUGUCCAAGGGGCCGGUGGCGAUUCCGUCGAUAGCAAAGCGGUCGCGGCCAAGACCGUGGGGACCCUGCAGGCGGGGGCAAGUUUCGGCGAACUGGCUCUGCUGUACCAAGCUCCGAGAGCAGCCACGGUCACCUGCAAGAGACAGGGGGCAGUACAAAUGACAUAGGAAUUUUUUUUUGGUUUGGAUUUCGGUUUCGUGUGUGAGCUUGAGCUGCGGGCUGCAAUUAUGCAGGAUCAACACGAUCAUGAAGCAUUUCUCAAACAAUUUGCUUCAUUGAAAAUCCAGCUAUAUGCUGUGCUGUCCCUUUUACGAUCUUCAGACGACAAUAUGCAACGACAUUUCCAAAUCGUGCAGCUCUUCGUUAUCGACCGCUACACGUUUAAAGAAGCUCUGCGUCGCGCCAACGUGGACCGAACCAAGGGCUAUCUGAAGAUCAUCGACAGCAUCCGGCUCUUCGACUGCAUGCUUGCGGACGAAAAGGAAGCGGUUGCAAACGCGCUUGUGGAAACCAGCUUUAUCUAUCCUCGAUGCAAAAUAAUGAAUAUCGCACUUCAUCUUGCUCUGGGCAUACAAGUUCAUUGCAGUUGCAGUGAGAUCUUCUGCAUGACAGACCGAGACCUCUCAACUUACCUGCUCAAACAUGAUGAGGGAUUCGUCAUGUGAACCCAUUUUCUGCAUAGUUUACUUGAGUAAUAUGCUAUGUAGUGACGAGGUCACCGAACGGUUCUAAGCACCAAAAAAAAUGCAGUUCCGACUACUAAGCCCUAGUGCGAAAUGAAUAUUUUUCUCACGCAUCUCGUCCUCGGUGAGACGAUUAUCAAGGAGGGCGAUGUCGGGAACGCGUUCUACAUCCUGUAUCAAAUGUAAAAAUAAAUGUCUGGUUGUGGAAGAAGCCGAACUUGUGAUGCUGCAUUUGGAUUCCAAAAAAAUCUGUAUUGCAUGACCAGCAAAGUAAGGGAAUGCAAUUUUGGCUACGCGGAGAGGGCAUUUGUCAUGCGGAAUAGGCAUCGCGAAGCCCUCAAAAAGUCUGUGACGCUAGGGCAUGCAUCACAGACAUCAUGUCCCAUGCAAAACGUGCGUGACAAGUAUCCAAAUCUUCCAGACCCAGACAUUUUUACAGUUGAUAUCCUGAAAAAGGGGACGAUUGCGUUCACAAAACGGGACCCGAACGACGGCGAGGACAAGGUGAUCUCCUACAUGGACGCGUCAAAACCAGAAAAGGUAUAUAAACUUGUCAUGCUGACGCCUACGUAGGUAGAGGUACGUACCCCACGGCCACGGCCAGCACAAGGUAAAAACGGUUGUAGGUGAGGGAAUUUGUAGUGCAUCUUUCACGACUUCCUCGACAAAGAAGUAGAUGUUGAACCAUACCGAAAGCCAAGAAACCGCAAAACUACAACCACCCAGGGCUGCUUCUUCGGCGAGCGGUCUCUGCUGAAGCAGGAAACUCGUGCCGCCACCGCAAGAGUGACUUCCUCCGAGGCGGUUGCGCUGGCACUUUCCAAGGAGCGGUUUGAAGAGAUGCUCGGGUCGCUGUCUGAUAUGAUCAAAGAGAAGGAAUCCACCACCUCGCGCCGAUCGAAGGUGGUGAAGGAGCACAAACCCAGGGACAUGCACACGAUCAAGCACGAGGAUUUGAAGACCAUCGCGCUGCUUAUCAGAUGCAAGAUUACAAAAUAACGAUCUUCUUCACCGCCCAACUCAGUUUGUACUUUUUAUGCACAGGAGUAGACCUGAAAAAGAAAAAAUUAUUGAAACAAAAUUAGCCUGUAUUGAGUUGUGCAUUUUUACGAACUGAGGUCGAGGGUGGUGAACAAGUAGAACAUUUGCUACCGCUCCAUAGUGGUCGGCUGUGGUGGUUUCGGCGCGGUCACGUUGGAACAGGACAAAAACACGAACAAGACGUACGCCCUGAAGAGGUUGAGCAAGGGCUUUAUCGUGAAAACGAAGAUGCAGCUGGGCACCAUGCGGGAGAAGCACAUCCUGGCGCUGUGCGAUUCGGAUUUCGUGAUCAAGCUUUUCGCCACGUUCAAGGACGCACAGUACCUCUACUUCGUCCUGGAACCAGCGUUGGGCGGGGAGCUGUACGCAACCUACCACAAAUUCCGCUUCCACGGAGACGUGAAAAAGGCGAAAUACUACUCCGCAACCGUCGUAUUCUGCUUUGAGCACCUGCACUCCAUGAACAUUCUGUACCGCGAUUUGAAACCGGAAAACUUGCUAUUGGACGACAAGGGAAACUGUAAAAUGACCGAUAUGGGGCUGGCGAAGGUAUUUUUUGUUUAGGAUACUAGCAGGGCCGUUGUUUCACUGUUUUUGUGUAAUGUCUCCUGUAUUUUUUCCUGCAUGAGGAGGAGGAGGACAAUAAAUGAAUAAACCGGGGGCUCAGGCUCUAUAAUUUCGAAGCCAGUCAUCUCGCUCUCGUGCUGUGCUGCAAAAAAGUAGAAAUGAUUGAAUCUCCAGGUCGUGACCGGUAAAACGUACACCACGUGCGGCACCCCCGACUACUUUGCCCCGGAAGUGAUCCAGCAGACCGGUAUGGGCCGGGGCGUCGAUAUCCUGAGUAAAAACGUCCCCACACCAGAGUCAGGAUGGGGAUUUUGCAACACAAGCCGAGGAGUUUUGGGAGUCACGCAUGACAAAUUGCAGGCUGUAUUGUAAUGCAGUUUAGCAAGGGAAGUCGCAUUGCAAAUACAUCUGCUUAUGCUGUUUACAGCAUUACAAGUUCCAAAACGCGAUCGGGAAUGCCUAUCAUGGAGAUGCGCAUUACAAGUCUUCCAGUCUUUGCAAAUCUGCAUUACAACUCUGGUGUGGGUACGUUUUUACUCAGGAUAGUCGACUGGUGGACGUUAGGCGUCCUCACGCACGAGUUGCUCUGCGGCCACGCAUAUCAAAUGCAAAAACAUCGUACUAGUAUAGAUUGCAUUACAAAUUAGCCCAGCAUUACAAAUUGAAUUUGUAAUGCUGAUUUACCUUGAGAAAGAGAUUUGUAAUGCAUAUAUGCAAUUGCUACGAGUGCGAUACUUUUGCAAAGCAUAGCGCACCGUUCGAGGCCAACGACCCGAUGGAAACCUACCAAAAGAUCGUGCGCGGCGUGAACCGGGUCAGGUUCAGCUACAAGGACAGCGACGCGAUUGACCUCGUGAAGAACAUGCUGAAACACCAGGCCAGUGAGCGCCUGCCCAUGCGGGUCGGCGGCACGAAGAACAUCAAGGGGCAUGUCUGGUACUUGUACAGAAUAAUGGGGCGUAGAUAUCCUGUAGUUGAUUGAAAAGUGGUUUUCAUAUUUGUUUUUUGAAUUUGCCUACUUGCGACAUUUUGCAUACAGCAUAAUUUGAUUUUAAUUGCGAUAGAUAUGAAACAAAACCAAAAUAAACAAAGGUUCCGUGACUUCGACUGGGAUGCGCUGUUUAGCCGAAAUAUGGUUCCGCCCUUCAAGCCAACUGUGAAGUCCACCACGGACACCAGUAACUUCCGGGCGAACGAAUCCGAAAUGCCGCCGAAUGUGCCCUACAAGGACGACGGGAGUGGCUGGGAUGCGGACUUCUAA
Amoebophrya sp. A120 is the source of this 5405-nucleotide messenger RNA. Lineage: Eukaryota; Dinophyceae; Syndiniales; Amoebophryaceae. The record is from the annotation of a GenBank genome assembly.